Caenorhabditis elegans is the source of this 1172-nucleotide messenger RNA. It is a transcript of the gene pgap-3, whose product is annotated as Post-GPI attachment to proteins factor 3. NCBI's taxonomy places the organism in Eukaryota, Metazoa, Nematoda, Chromadorea, Rhabditida, Rhabditidae. Gene Ontology annotation, biological process: GPI anchor biosynthetic process; GPI anchor metabolic process. The record is from RefSeq and is marked reviewed. The transcript is spliced from 5 exons. Gene Ontology annotation, cellular component: endomembrane system; Golgi membrane. Bases 11 to 973 code for a protein of 320 amino acids.
UUUCAGACUAAUGUAUAUAAAAUGGGUGGUCGGGUGCCUUUUAAUAACGUGUUUCGUGCAACUAGAAGCUUCUCCAGGAGAUAGAAGUAUUUGGUAUCAAGAAUGUACACAAGUGUGCAUAUCAAAAUACAAUUGCUCCACAAAAUUCGGGACAUUAGAUUGGGCUCGCGGAGAUUGUUUUUGGUGCCGAUAUGACUGUAUGUGGGAUACAAUUGGACAUUUUGAUAGUAACUUCGGUGUUGUUCCACAAUUCCAUGGAAAAUGGCCGUUUUUAGCAAUUCCUCUUCCAUUUGGAUUCAUUAUUCAAGAACCUGCAUCAAUGAUAUUCUCUCUUCUCAAUCUCUUCACUGUAUACAAAAUGCUUCGUCGAUUCAAGAAAAUGCAGAAUCUUCCGAAUCGAACAAUGUGGCUUGUAUAUGCACAUGUUGGAAUGUUCACCUGGAUUUCUUCAUCACUUUUUCACAUGUUUGAUUGUGAUUUCACUGAGAAAAUGGACUAUUUUGGAGCAUAUUCAUUUGUUUUAUUCGCUCUCUACGUCUCGGUGAUAUUCACAAAACAACUACAAUUUUUGGGAAGAGGUGGACCGAAAUAUAUACAAAUUCUGUUUGCUCUCGUGUAUCUAAAUCAUUUUAUGAAAAUGAUGCAAAACUUCGAUUAUGGAUACAAUAUGACUUGCUGCAUUGUAUUCUCACUAAUAACUACAUGCCUCUACGUUCACCAUCUAUAUUACAGAAAACGAAAUCUCGGAUCCUUGCAAGAGUCGGACAUUGUACUAAUUCGUCUCAUAAUUUGGGCGAAUCUGUCAACUGCUUUGGAAAUUCUGGAUUUUACUCCGGUUUUCUGGAUUUUCGAUUCGCAUUCACUCUUCCAUCUCGCCACAAUUCCAAUCCCAAUCUGGUGGUCUGACUUCCUAGCUCUCUAUUACGAUCUAGAUGUUGCUUCAGGAAAGAGAUCAGUCCUGAAAAUGGCAUAAGCCUACAUUAAUAACUAAUACUAUUAAUAUCUGUUUUUUCUACUUGUAUACCUUUUUAUCUCAUUGUUUUAUGCUUCUUCUUGUACGAUCUAUCAUGUGAUUUCCCUUAAAGGGCAUUAUGCAAUCAAUUCUCCUUUGCUGGUUUUUUCUGUGCAAUUUCUGUUCCAUUUUUCUGUAGGAAUGAAUUUUUUAUGUACAA